AAAACAAAUAUGUCAGCGCCCUAGCUCUUGAUUAGUUCAUUUCUGGCAGAUUUUAGUAAUUCAGUAGGAAAUGGUGGGAGUACAUGUAAAACUAAAACUCUAGGUUGAUAGACAUUGGAAGUAUUUUUAUACCGCGAAGUACUAACUUUGUGUGUGUACGAUAGCUGUUGUCAUGAGCUCAAAAUCUGCAAUACAGCUUCUGAAAUUUUUCGUCUACAAUCCUACUUUGAGCAAAAAGGAAGGAGAGGAGGAGAAGAACUUGAUGUACUACUAUCCUCAGGACGUGCCCCUAGACAACAAGAUCAAAGAUGUCGGACUCUGCGAGGCUCUGGUCAAAUUCUCGCGAACCUUCGCGGCCGACGCGCCGUGCGAGUCGCUGCACACACAGAAGACAAGACAGCUGUUUCUAGAAGCAGAGGAAAACUACUGGCUCAUAUUGGUGAUCAGCAUCCCUACCGCACAGAAGGUGAAAGAUUCGCAGGUGUACAUAGAGUAUCAUGAAGAUGAUGUACACGACACAGUCUACAUGGCCGUACUCAAACAAGCCUAUCAAAUGCAGGCUGUCAUGGCACGUUCGACGAGGUGGUGGCAAAGACCAGCUUGGAUUCACCUGAAAAUACGACCUGAAAGCAUUCUCUCUCAACGGUAUUUGCAGACGUGCGUGGAUCGCUGCGACGUACUGGACGUCUUCAACGGCAUGCAGUUCCUUCCGCUCGACAAGAACGGCUACCUGCGCACGCAGUGCUUCCUGAACCAGACCGAGGCCAGCUUCCCGCAGGUCAAGUACACGGCCUUCCUCUACAACGAGUCGCUCGUCUGGAGUGACUGCAGCAGGGUCGACAUACGGAUACUGUACAAGUACCUCACCACGAGUCUGUCCCUCCUGCAUGGAUCAGAGCUCCAAGCUGGCACUUGCUCCCCGCGAAACCAGGCGCGCACAUCUCCCACGAUACUAGGAAAGUUUAUAACGGGCCCGCCUAACCUGGCCGACACCACGAACCUGGGCAAAGUGCCUCGCAUCUUCGUCAACGUCGACGGCAAGAAGUCGGAAGAGUGCCACCUGGUGGUGUACCGGGCGCUCAGCGCCUCCGUGUGUCUCAUGGUGGAAGGCUCCUACCAGCUGAACUUUGACUUCUACCGGCUGCUGGAUCAGUUCCUCGGGCCGCAGCUGACGGUCCUGGCUUCCGACAUCGGCGAGCAGUACGGCAAAAGGCUGUCCGCGCCGGCGACGCUAGCCACAAGUACAUCUUACUUUCAACACAUGAACCUCGCCGAGAAGUCUUCGCUGCACGCGCGUCAACGGCCGCACCGUGGACCACGUGCCACCAGAGGUCGCCAAGCUAAUUGCCGAUGUGAGACGGACCUCGCGAUGUCAGGGGACGACUGCGAACUGGUUGUGAAGGGACCCGGCGAUUGCUGGGUCGUCGCGCGAAAGAAAUCCGACCAACGCGAGCUCUACUACGUCAACCAGAAGUGCAGCAACCUCAUCGAGAUUGCAGAAGAGGUUAAGAAACUCUGCGCAUCACAUUUCAACAAUAUCUUCUUCUUGGACUGAGGCAGCCUUGUAUAUAUGGCCAACGUGGAGCGAUAUCCGCUACCCCCCAAUCUGUCCUGUUCAACGCAGGAGACAAUUUCGAGAUGGAAAAUAUUUAGAAAGCUAGGCUGAAAAUAUUUAGAUGGCAAAACGGCUUCAUGCAAUCGACUUCCCCUUUGCUCUGAUUUAUGCCAACAUGCAAUUACAGGUGAUUAACCGCAUGAUGUGCAUUAAUUAUGUGUGUGCGGUGUAAAUAAUUCAAAGUUGUAAAUAAAAGUCACAAAGGUUUACGUUUUU
Messenger RNA from Priapulus caudatus, 1831 nucleotides. RefSeq names its product vacuolar fusion protein CCZ1 homolog. Gene Ontology annotation, cellular component: intracellular membrane-bounded organelle; Mon1-Ccz1 complex. Gene Ontology annotation, biological process: vesicle-mediated transport. Lineage: Eukaryota; Metazoa; Priapulida; Priapulimorpha; Priapulimorphida; Priapulidae. The record is from RefSeq and is a predicted model, not a curated record.